GUUGCGCGAUACACGACCGACAAAGCUCUGCGUUUACUUUAGCAGCUAGGAAUAUUCUAAACCAAGGCAUGGCGGAAAAGCCGCUGUUUGUGCUCGUUUUUCUUUUGACAAGUAUGACGUUGUCUAGCGGCAUCCUCAAAAACCGGCUCCCUCUAAAGCGAAAACUGGAUAUAAGAAAGUUUGUAGGUACAAGCCAACCUAUAUGGACAUAUACUACAACUACGACUAGGAAGAACUUGUUUUGUAAAGUGGACGAAAUGCGGAGUUUGACUCAUGGAUCUAUUUUCUUCAUAAGAACCUAUUUUAGACUCCCUGACCGAGUUCCUGUUAGUAAAGGCUAUGAGGGAUUGUUUCCAAGGGACCAAGCAAAUUUCAUGCAACUUCGCAAAUCUGCUUUUCACAGUCCUGUAUUUUAUGCGAAGGAGAGACUUCUUUAUUACAAUCAAGAGUAUCGUUGCGCAGUGAUGAGGGUGGAACCUGCUGUGCAUGGUUAUCCACCCUACUAUGAGCUCCGUAUCUGGAAUUCUACUGUUAUUCGCGGCCCUCGCACAAUAUGUACUACACGCUUCUUAAAGUAUGGUGACCCGGGGCGCGACAUUUAUGGACCGCAGUGCCAGCGUCUUCUCCAUGAGUAUCAAUAUAAGGAGGGAUAAGGUUCUUCAUAUGGAACAAGUUGCACAAAAGACAGGGACAAAAGAAGGAACAUGAAGAAUCGAUGACAGCUAAGGUUUUGUAGGCUAAGGUUCUAACUUUAUGACGAAGGAAAGGCAAGAAAAUAAUAACGCAGCACAGCGCGACCAUCUGAUUAAGUCUUUGUGUGCACUUUGAGCGAAGUAGCGAAAAGUAGAAUGAGACCAUAAAAGCACUCUUUUUUGAAAAAAAUAAAAUUUGGCACCAAUAGAAAUAACGUCAUUGAGGUUUUCUUCAGUAAAGCGCGCAGGGAGCUCACGUGGCAACUGCGAUGAGCGGUGAAGCUAGAUCUUAGACAUAUUUGAAAACAACAACACAAAAAACAAAGAAAAGCGCACCAUAGUGCUGUGGUGUCUUCCUUGUACUUCUUGUGCCCGUGUUGGUUUUUCGCACAGUUGUCUUCAAAUACGUUCAAGAAAUUCGCCGCCUGGCCCAGCCUUCUUCUACAGUCAAAUGAGCGACCGGCGCAAAAUGUGAUGGCUCUCCUUGAAUCUUUGGGAUUAGACGUGGCCUUUGUUGUCAAUUUAGCUGAGUGCUGCAUAAUCAGCUGCGCUUUCCUAAUUCUUGAAUAGUCUGAAUAUCACAGAAAACCUACUGCUACUGAAAAAGCUCGAAACAGGUACAUCAUUCAACAGCCCUCAAGGAGGAAGGUACUGGGCCUCAAGCCUACCUGUGGGGCGAUAGUACUGAUCGCGAACUCUGGCCGUCGAGACUGCAACAUACGUCGCCAAGACAUGCCCGGACAAGCUGCCUUUGAAAAUGCGAGAAGCACGUUCAGACUUCGAAAGAUUCGAGGAUGCCGCGAAGGUGUCAGUGGGGAAGAUCUAGAAAGCAUGUGGGGGCCUGUAUAAGCGCUGCGCUAUAGAAGGUGAGAAGACCUGACAGCUGCGGUAAACAGAGCUGAAGACAGAGUGGCAAUCCCUGUGCAUGAAAACAAAGGAACCCCAGGACUAAGCAACGCAGCCUACAGCAUCUUAAGAUGGCUUUCGCUUCAUCAAGAAUGUCCCUGUUAAUAAAUCAGUCAAUUUGUCCUGAGGGCUUCAAGGUGAAAAUCAAGCACGAAUGAAUACCGAAGGACCAUUACUGUUCUUUUUAAAUCAGCAAUCUACAUACCUGUACUUAUUUCGUUUGAUG
Messenger RNA from Rhipicephalus sanguineus (brown dog tick), 1824 nucleotides. RefSeq lists its product as uncharacterized. Bases 69 to 653 code for a protein of 194 amino acids. Lineage: Eukaryota; Metazoa; Arthropoda; Arachnida; Ixodida; Ixodidae. The transcript has 5 exons. The record is from RefSeq and is a predicted model, not a curated record.